AUCACGUCCACCGCUCUAGUUUAAAAACAAAUUAUUCUAUAACUUCCAUAGAAGACAAUGGGAAAAAGCUCAACAUCUAGCACACCAAAGUGUCGUAUCUGCGAGGAAAGACAUUUCCUAAAACAUUGUCCCAAAUUUCAACGUAUGCCUGUCUCGGAACGACGGAAGGUCAUAAGAGAAAAAGGCUUUUGUUUCAAUUGCCUAUGCACUGCACAUACACGAAGCUGGUGCCCAUCCAGGCAAAAGUGCAUGGUAUGCCAACAAAAUCACCACACUAUGGUUCAUACCGACGACAAAUCCUCUGGAACCAAACAACAAAAUCGGAAUGCCCAUUUUAAGACGAAAGGAAACGGAAGAAGCGAUUCAGCUCUUCGGGAAACACCUGUAGCCUCUAGCCGUCAGAAACACUUAAAUGAGCGUUUGAGCCGACGUCCAACAAUGCACGUUUUCCUUCCUACUGCUCUUGCUCGGAUCGUGACAUCUACUGGUCCAAAAAAAGCGCGAUUGCUGCUUAGCUCUGGAGAAGCUCAGACCGUGGUUUUGAAAGAAUUGGUCGAACGCCUUAAUGUUCGCACUACUAAGCGAGAUGGCAAAGAGUAUUGCUGCUUAAAUCUGGAAUCGUAUCAUGACCCUUUAAUAAAAAUUCAGAUUCAUGGUUUAGUAAAAUCUCAAUUUCACACCGUGCUACCAAAAGCCACUAAUGAGCCAAAACUUAAAGCGUUGUAUGACCAUCUAACCGACCUGGCAGACCCACAUUUUUUUCACCCAUCGAAUAUUGAAAUCAUUGUGGCGAAUGAUCAACUAUCCAAAGUUUUACGAGCUGGCCUAAUCCAAUCGUCUUCCAAUAUGCCACUAGUACAGAGUACCAUCUUUGGCUGGGUCAUCUCAGGUGCUUGUCACUACUGAUUUUGCAGUGUUGCAAGGCGGCCGGCAUGUUGAAGCAACUUCAACAACAUUUUUGCAGUCAUUUUUAUAUAAGUCAUAAACAUCUUUAGAAUAAGGCAAAUGAAUUAUAUUGAAUUUAACCAUUUGAAUUUUCUUUAACGUUAAUUAAUAUAAGAUUGGCAACGCUUUCAUCCUAAUAUGUAUCGCAACGAAUUGAUUACUAACUAGUACGUACUAAACCCCCUUUUUGUCUCUUUCUAACAUUAUCUAUACGGCUGAAAUACUUUACUAAA
Molecule: messenger RNA, 1178 nt
Organism: Stomoxys calcitrans (stable fly)
Lineage: Eukaryota; Metazoa; Arthropoda; Insecta; Diptera; Muscidae
Exons: 2
Coding region: 58-906 (282 amino acids)
Source: RefSeq, a predicted model, not a curated record